CAUUUCAAGAUGGCUGCGCUCAGGGGCAGAGUGGUCACAGAAUGUCUUACAACAUGUAUUUUUCGACAAACAAGUACGCCAAGCGUUUCCACACUUCCUAUUGUUCUGACGCGAAAUGAGUGGUUUGUACAAAGAUCACACCUCCACACUGGCAAAGGAAAUCGGGGUCUAGUUAGAGCACUUCUUGGGUGCCAAAAUCAUGGUCAGUUCCUACUGGUCAAUGCUGUGGGAAUCAGACACAACAGUUCACAGACAGUAGAAACGACGGUUCAAAGAGUAUCGACUCCAAGUGAACCUCCAGAUGCUGCCAUUUCUGCUCCAGCCUCCAUUCCAGCUCCUGCAGUUGACCCCACCCCCUCAGUCACACCACAAAUCACAGAGCAGGUAGCCGAGGCUCCUCUUACUGCGUUGGAUGUUCUCCAGGGAGUCGGAGCUGAAGCCAGCCUAUCAGAACUUGGGCUGUGCAACUCCACACCUGUGGGUCUGAUCCAAAAUCUGCUGGAGUUCAUGCACGUCAGCAUCGGGCUGCCAUGGUGGGGAGCCAUAGUUGCAGGCACCAUUGUUGCUCGGUGUGCUGUGUUUCCAGUCAUUGUAAAGGGACAGAGAGAAGCAGCCAAACUAAACAAUGUCAUGCCGGAAAUGACAAAACUCACCAACCGCAUGAAUGAGGCCAAGCAGAGCGGUAACAAAUUUGAAUUUUCAAAGGCGUACACUGAUUUAAUGAUGUUUCAGAAGAAGAAGGAUGUGAACCCUUUUCGUGGGUUCCUUGUACCUUUGGUACAGGCCCCAAUCUUCCUCUCUUUCUUUAUCGCCUUGCGAAAGAUGUCUGAACUCCCUGUGCCAAGUUUGCAGACUGGCGGCCUCUGGUGGUUCACAGACUUAACAGCAGCAGACCCUUUUUACAUUCUCCCUAUUGCAGUGACGGGCACCAUGGUUGCCAUCUUAGAGUUGGGAGCUGAAUCUGGAGUCGAUAACCCCAAUCUGAGGGCCAUGAAGACCGUCUUCAGGAUCAUGCCCUUUGUGAUCCUCCCCCUGACCAUUAACUUCCCCACGGCGGUGUUUACCUACUGGAUGACCUCUAACCUCUUCUCACUGGCUCAGGUGGCCGUGUUGAGGCACCCAGCCGUGAGACAAAAGCUGCGCAUCCCAGAACGCAUCGUACAUCCACAGUCAGCGCUGCCUGAAAAUGAAGGGUUCUUUGCAACCGUCAAGAAAGGAUGGAAGAAUGCCCAGUUGGCUCAGCAGCUGGAGGAGAGAGAAAGGAGAAUUAAAGGACACCUCGAUAUUGCAGCCAAAGGUCCCCUGAGGCAAACUUUUACCCACAACCCCCUUCAGCAGUCAGCAGCACCGAUGUCAACAGGAAAACCAAGCAAUCCAAAUCAAGGCAAGAAAAGGCCCUGGGAAGAUACCAUCGGUUAACUCCUCCACAAAAACAAAAAGUGUUUGCUUUGUAAAUAUCUGUGUUGAGAAGAAAUAAUGAAUAAUGAAAUAAGUGUUUAAUGGAAACGAAGGUCUUGACAUUAAAAUGCAAUGUGAUUGCC
Messenger RNA from Danio rerio (zebrafish), 1541 nucleotides. RefSeq names its product OXA1L mitochondrial inner membrane protein (gene oxa1l). The record is from RefSeq and is marked validated. NCBI's taxonomy places the organism in Eukaryota, Metazoa, Chordata, Actinopteri, Cypriniformes, Danionidae. Gene Ontology annotation, molecular function: membrane insertase activity. Gene Ontology annotation, cellular component: membrane; mitochondrial inner membrane.